Molecule: messenger RNA, 1818 nt
Organism: Parnassius mnemosyne (clouded apollo)
Lineage: Eukaryota; Metazoa; Arthropoda; Insecta; Lepidoptera; Papilionidae
Source: the annotation of a GenBank genome assembly
AUGCUUGACUUUACUGUCGAUUUCGAUUCUGUUAGUCCAGAUUUAUGGAUUAGCAAAGAAGAAACUUGUAAGGAAAAAUUGUUGAAACUUUCAAACUGGUCCCAGAUACCUUUAUUAAAUACAAAUGCAUCUCACAAAUUUUCUGAUGGCAAAUUAGUUCGUUUUCGUGGUAUGGUUCAAGAUAUGCAUAACCCUGAGUUUUAUUUUGAAAAAUUCGAAGUAUUUAAUACAACAACUAACGAAGUUAAAAUUAAGUCCGGGAAAUAUUGCGACACUGCUCACAUACUGGAAAAUGAAAAAAUUAACUAUACAGAAAAUUUGAAAAGUGCACAACGUCAAGCAAUGGUUGUAGUUUCUUUACCAGGAUUGAGUGACUGGGCACAGCAAAUAGAGGAAGACCAGAACUAUUUAAAACAUUUAGACCAACAACCAAAUUCAUCAAAAAGACUCAGUUCAAAUGCUAAUACAAAACUUAAACGAAGUUAUGAUGAAACUGAGAAUGAUUCCGAGGUUAUGGAUAUUGCCGAUGCUGAUCAUUUGAAUAAAGAACAGAGAACAGCAGAAGUGAUGGAUAAUGGAAAAAAUGUAGUAUCCAGAGAGCAUUUACUCAAUUUCCCUUUACCAGAUGUUCCCAGUAAAUCAUGUAUUGUUAAGGUAUAUGAUGAAUCUGAAAAUCUCAAAAUAAAUGACAUGAUUGAAGUAGUGGGCUUCCUUUCUGUUGAUCCUAUACUCUCUGGAGAGUUCCAGCCGGAAAAGAACUCUUUCUUGGAACCGGAGGGUGAUACAGAUGUAGAAAUUAUAACACAUAACCCACCACCCAGUCUGGUGCCGAGGCUUCAUGCUGUCUAUGUAAAGAAACUAGAUCACUGCAAUCCUUUAGUAGCCAAUUUUGAUCAAGCGGCUGUGCUAAAAGAAGCAAAUUCAGCAAGGGAACACCUUUUAAAAGCAUUAACAGAGUUACUUCUUGGUGAUCAACUAGCUGCUGAAUAUUUAAUAUGCCAUCUCAUUGCAUGUGUAUACCUCCGUCAAGAUACUCUUGCCCUCGGCCAAUUCUGUCUGAAUCUCUCAAAUCUGCCAACGAAAAAAUAUCCGAACUAUGCUAAGCAGCUAUAUGACAUCAUCAAGCAGUUUGUUACAAAAAGUUACUAUCUCCCACUCACAAUAGAGAAUUUAAAUACGAUGGCACUUCUACCAAAGAAAGACUAUGAAUGUAAUAGAUUAACAAGUGGAAUUCUACAAUUAAGCAAACACACACAUUUGAUAUUAGAUGAAACAAAAAUGGAACAAGGACGCUUGGACUCGACUGGUGUUAGCAAUUUGACCGCAUUAGGUAAUAUGAUUACUACCCAGAAAGUUGAAUAUGACUUCAAAUAUUACAAGAUGGAGUUUGAUUCGGAUAUACCAGUGCUGUUACUCUCUGAAGGAAAAUCUUUAUUGCCGAGUGACUACCAUGUCCCUCUAAGGCCAGAAGAAUCAUCUCUGGAAAUCUUUGAUGCAAUAGUUGAGGCUGCCACUUAUUAUCUAAAGGAAGAGAUCAUGAACACUAUCAGGAAAUAUCUGACCAACUUGAAGCUCGUCAAAUAUACUAUAAGUGAAGAUUUGCAGUUUGUCGAAGAUGACUUCAUUGAAAUGCGAAGUCAGUCCGAUGCAGAAAACCCAGUUACAGCAGACGACUUACACAGACUUUUAGUUUUAGCGAGGCUGGUUAGUCUCUCUCGUGGAUACGAUACUUUAAACAAGGAGUGCUGGGACAUCACAAGGAAGAUGGAAUGUGAACGGUUGAACCGGAUAAAGAACAGAGUGGCUCCUACAUUUUAA